AUGGCGGCCUCUUCCCGCCGCCGCUUUGUGGGCGGCUUCGUUUGCGGCGCCGCGGCCGGAGCCGCCGCUUCGUGUUGGGCCGCGUGGCGGCUCCUCCGCAGCCAGAGCCGCCCAGAGCCGGAGCCGCCGCAGGCAGCGAACAGGUUUCUGAGCACCCCUGUUCACUUUGGUGCCGCUUUCUGCUUGUUUCCCUCCUCAGAGCCGGCGCCGGAGGCUCUCCUGGAGAGAUACGGGUUCCCCGAAGCCGGCAUGGAGACGCGGUGCUACACGAACCACGCGCUCUCCUACGACCAGGCCAAGCGGGUGCCCCGCUGGGUCAUCGAGCACAUCUCCAAGCAGAAGACGCUGGGGGAUGCAGACCGAAGACACUGUAAAUUCAGACCAGAUCCUAACAUCCCUCUGAUGUUUAGUGCUGUCAAUGAAGACUACAUCGGGAGCGGCUGGUCGCGAGGACACAUGGCACCAGCAGGAGACAACAAGUUUUCAACAAGAGCCAUGGCUGAAACAUUUUAUCUUUCUAACAUUGUGCCUCAGAAUUAUGAAAAUAAUGCUGGAUUUUGGAACAGAAUGGAAAUGUAUUGUCGGGAAUUGACUGAGAGAUUUGAGGAUGUCUGGGUUGUUUCUGGACCUCUGACCUUGCCUGAAACAGAUGGCGAUGGAAAGAAGCGAGUUACUUACCAGGUCAUUGGAAAGGAUGAUGUAGCUGUGCCAUCCCACCUCUACAAAGUCAUUCUUGCCAGGAGGAGCAGAACAACCACAGAGCCUUUGGUGCUGGGAGCUUUUGUGGUCCCCAAUGAUCCCAUAGGCUUCAGUCACCAGCUGACUGAGUUUCAAGUAAAUAUUGAAGACCUGGAAAAAAUGUCAGGAUUGGUUUUCUUCCCCCAGGUGGACAAGACCAAAGAUGUAAAGAACAUCUGUGAUGUUGAUACCUGUAAACUGAUGGGUUUCAAAGAAUUUACAUUGUACAUCAGUGCAAGGAAAAUGCAGAGUGCCCGCACGUUGCACCGGCUGGAGAAAAUCAUGUCAGAAUUGAAGGAAGCGGGAAUUGAACCUGACGAGUAUCUUCUAAAGCUUCGCAAGAAGAAGGAGGAUGAACUGAUGCAGGAAAAGCAAAUAGAAGCUAGAGAGGGGAAAGCUGGCUGAGGGCUCGUCCAAAAACAUGCUUGUGUUUUGUCCUUCUAGAGGAAGGCAAACAGAAAAUAGGGCUUUCUGAGUUGCGUAUUUUGAAAUGUGAAAGAAUAAAGGAGCAUUUGGAAGUUGGUGAGGUUGGAAUAAUGUUCACUCUCCUGUAAUAUGAUGCACACGUGGUUUGCUGCAGUAUUUGGAUGUGAGAAAUGGAAACGACCCCUUUCUGGCAUGAAUGCAUUACAGGCCCUCCACAAAAGGCUUCGUACUAUUUUCCAAACCAGACGUCAGACUUGGGGUUUGUAUGGAAUCCCUUCUAGGAAUAUUGUAAAAAUAGCCAGUAAACACCUUGGGAGUGUAACUGGAACAUGUCUGAAUGUAACAGCCUGCAACUGUCUUUCACUAAGUUAAUUUAGACAUGUUUUAUUAAAUUUUUUUUUUAUAAAAUAAACCUACAUUAAACAAUCCCUUACAAUCAUAGUAACUUAGUUGUGUUCAACAAAAUUCAUGUGCUCUUGCAUCUACAGACUUCGUGUGCUUUGGAUACUUC
This is a messenger RNA of Nothoprocta perdicaria, 1675 nucleotides long. It is a transcript of the gene EXOG, whose product is annotated as exo/endonuclease G. Gene Ontology annotation, cellular component: mitochondrial inner membrane; nucleus. Gene Ontology annotation, biological process: apoptotic DNA fragmentation. The transcript is spliced from 6 exons. The coding region runs from base 1 to 1143 and encodes 380 amino acids. The record is from RefSeq and is a predicted model, not a curated record. NCBI's taxonomy places the organism in Eukaryota, Metazoa, Chordata, Aves, Tinamiformes, Tinamidae. Gene Ontology annotation, molecular function: nucleic acid binding; RNA endonuclease activity; 5'-3' exonuclease activity.